Messenger RNA from Jatropha curcas, 1293 nucleotides. Lineage: Eukaryota; Viridiplantae; Streptophyta; Magnoliopsida; Malpighiales; Euphorbiaceae. The record is from RefSeq and is a predicted model, not a curated record.
AUGUCGAACUUCAUUUUCAUUUGCGGCCCGAAGGACAGGCCAAUGAUUUCAACAAUUCAGUACAGCAGUGUUGUUUCGCCUCUUCUUUGCUUCCCAAAGUCUAACCAGCCACCAUUACCUUUGUUAUUGUUACUCUGAUACCCACCUAUUCGCAAAGGGCCAAACUUUGUUAUCCACACAUGUGUACAGGGUAUCAUUUAAUUUGAUACCGACAAUGUCGUUCAGAGCUCUGUCAAUAAAUUUGAAGACCUUUUAAGCACAAAGCAUAAGGAAAGUUAGGAAAUAUCUUAUAAGGGUAAUAUUGUUUACAACAAUUUACUGCCCGUGGACUAUUCUGGUGCUAAAGUUACUAAACCAGGAAAUUCCGCAGCUGUCAAGGAUGGUUAUGCUGUGAAGUCAUCAUUCGAAAAGCUUGAAGAUGCCUUUCUUUAUAUUCACUUGGAGAAAAGCUUCUUUCUCUUACCCAAACCUCCAACUCUCAUUCUUCAUGAGGAGGUACCAAUGGUUUUUCAUUUAAGCUGAUUGAUUUAUGUUGAAUUUGAGAGGCAUGCAGCUGGUGCUUCAAAUAUGGCAUAUACUUUGAUCUUCAUUAUUAGACUCAAAACUGAACAAGAACAUCUGUUUCGGAAUCAGAGAAAUGAGUACCACAAUCUUUUGAUUCAUUAGGAAAGUUCCUUUCUUCUGGGGAAGGGUCUGAAAAUUAUGAAUCUGGGUGAUAGCAAAGCUACAAAUGGAGUGGCCGCUGUUCUUCCAGAAGAUGAUGAUGAUCGGUUGAUCCACAUCUUGAAGCGCAUUAAGAAUGAAAGCUGGAGCAUGAGAGUGAUUGAAGAGAUGAUGGAGGCCUCCCCUACUGAUGAUUCUGGGCAGGAAGAAUUCUUGAUGCUAGUUGACAGUUGGAUGGUGAGAAAAAGAAGCCCACGUAAAAAAGGGAAUCUACUAAAGGAGCCUUCAUCUUCUAAGCCAGGCAUCUUAAGAAGAGAUCCAAAGAUGCAAAUGAAGGAUUUGCUAAGAAGAAAAAAACCCAGAAAAAGAAGAAGGAUCCACAAUGCACCAAAAAAGGCAAUCGGUCUGGUUUUCAUGUUCUUCUUCACAAAUGGAAAGGGAGGGUGUUUGAGCAAAGUUAACUCGGGAGAUAGGUUGGAAACAAUUGUUCAGCGAGGAAAGAAGAAACCAUAUGAAGCAAAGGCUCGAGCAGAUCAAAAAAGCGUUAUGGAAGAAGAAGUCAGCGGCUACAAGAACCCACAGCCCACAGUGAAUGUAGACUCGGGGAAUGAAAAUCUGAUACGGAAAUAG